Molecule: messenger RNA, 2764 nt
Organism: Bradysia coprophila
Lineage: Eukaryota; Metazoa; Arthropoda; Insecta; Diptera; Sciaridae
Source: RefSeq, a predicted model, not a curated record
GACAACUACGAUAUACUUCACACAAAUGAAGUAUCAGAUUUAAUGGUUACGUAGCGAUAUACUUGCCGUUGCUAAAAUGUUUAAUUCUUACAAUAAAUUUCAAAUGUUAAAUUCGUUCGGUAUUCAGUACUUAGUUUCUUAAAACUGUCUUCACCAUCAUCAGUGACUAUAAAAAAGAAAAAAUCUCUUCGUGUCAUAGUGAGAAAACGUUUCAUGACAAACUCUUUGACCAAAAGUGGAAUUAUAAGUUUAUCAUUCAAUUUAUAUCAAAAUAUUGUUGAAACCAGUUACGGAAACGCUAAAAGUAGUCAUCGGGGUCUAGCUAGUUCGAAAACCGUUUCUUUAUGUAAACACAUUUCCACGCGUAAUUGAAUAACGGAAAACAUAGUGAAAGAGCCACAUGACUAGAAGCGCCACAGGCCACAGUUUAUUUUCGGUUCAUGAAUAAUGUUUUUUAAUAAAAUUUACAAAUGUCUAUUCAAUGAAUCGUCAAUCUUGUGUGAAAUUAAUCACCCAUUCAACAGCAUCCUCGACAUAUAAACAUCCACAGUGUCUUUGCGUUACAUUAGACGUGGAUUACUAAAAAAAAUGAAAGAAAAAUAAAUUAAAAUGAGUAGACGCAAUAAAAAUAAACUGAAAUUAAAUAAAAAUUACAGCCCAUUAAACCUACGUUUUGAUAUACAAAUUUGAUACCAAGGUUACGUUAAGACAACAGAUUAAAUCCAUCAUACACGAAAUUACAAUGUUACGCGAACGAAGACGUCAUGCCAACUUUAAACCCAAUCGAAAAUUGGACCCAAAGUCAUCUCGAAGCACAAUAUAUGAAAACGAAGAGCUACGCCUGCGCACUAUCAACAUAAAUGCUGAAGUAGAACGAGGACAGUCUGACAUAAAAAAAUUGCGCAAAGAGAACGAUCAACUACGUAGGGAGAUCUGGGCGCUGCGAGAUGAAUAUGAUCGAUUGGACAAACUAUUACAAGCCAGUCGAAAUGGGAGAAACAUUUUAAACCAACUAAACAAUCCACAGUUGGACAGUGAUGACGGACCAAGAUGUGAUAGUUGCAAUCAAUCGGAGGAAAGUAACUGCAGUUCAUGUUGUGAUACGUGUGACGAAGAUAAUGACGAUGAUGAGCCAUUGCAACAAAAUACGUUUGAAACUUUUCCGAAGAUGAAAGAGAAACUUCACGUAAAUUUCGAUCAUUUGUCUAUUGUGUCGGAAGAAACAUUUUCGGGAAGUUGUGAUAAUCCAUCGUCACCGAAUCUAGCCGAUAAUACUAUAGACUCCAUCAAGGAAGAGUCGGAAUACAAACCAGAUGCCUGCUCUGCCCUAAUAGAUUUUCAAUCCAUCGUUCCACCACUAGCCUAUUUCGAAAAUUUGUGUUACGAGGAUAUUGGUCCCAAUUUGGACGCUUCUGGAGAGAUUCAGUACAGUUCUGAACCGAUCCAAUCAAAACUAGUGACGACAGAGGCAGAACCAAAUAAAAAGACAACUACCACAGCAAUUGGUUGGGAUUUUAGUGACAGCCCACGGCCGUACACAGAUGAUGUCGAACAGUUCGGCCGAAAAGGACCGGAUGUAUUUGUACAAAACGGGAUUCAGAAAUCGGUAGAGCCAAUUUAUGCGGAAGUGAGGAAGAAACCAACAAAAAAUUUCCAGGUCGGUGGUAAUCUGGAUGAUCUACUUCAGAACAUAGAACACCUAUCACAAGACAUUGUUCAAAUGCAGCAAGAGAAUCAGAAGAUAACUUCUAAGUACAAUCUCGUCAAGAGUGAAUCAGAAAAGGCUAUGGAAAUCGCGAAAGAUUCCACUGGAUCAACAAUUCAGCAUCAAUCCAAACCGUAUCGAUCUGAAGUGAAUUUAAUGUUGUGCUUUGAUGGUAGUAAUCAAAAAAUUAUUCCCGUCGAGAAUGAUGGCACCGAUAAAACACCACUAGCAACGGAAAAUCAACUGGAUACACCACCACCAUACGUUCCAAAGCCAAUGAACCUAUUGCCCACAACACUACCGUAUAUUGCAUCAGAUGAUGUUGCUACAAUACCGACCAUCGAUACGAAAUGCUUUGAACUUUUUACGGAGACGAAAGAUUGUAACUACUUGGAAACGAUUCGACGGAAAAUAUUCCCGAAGAAAACCAAUGCAGUGAAAGACAAGCUAAUUGAUGAAAAGGCCAAAUUGAAAAGUGAUAACGGGACCGACGGAGAAAAAACUUUCGCAAAUCAGGUCACCAAAAAAACAGUUAAUGGCACAGAAAAUAUCGACACAAAACGGAAAUCGAGAAGAGUACAACUGUUCAAUGGUAAAAAGAAUGCAACGACGGUCCAGAAUCAAUGUAGCAACGUUGAUCUGUUACCGCAGCAAAAUCGAUCAAAACGUCAUCAUCACAAAGUGCGGCGACGUCAUUCGGAUGGUAACUUGCACAAUCGUCGAGGAUCCCAUGAAUCGGCUUUCGGGCGAUGUUCUUCUAGAGAAUCGUCGGUCAGUUUGAGAUCUCAAAAAACUCAUAAAAACCGUAAAUCAUCGAAAACGAAAAGCAGCAGUAGCAACACUAGUAACACGAAUGUUGGCAAAAUUCCUUGGUUCGGUUGUUGGGGUAAUGAAUGUUUGUAUUAAUUUAGUCAGCAAUUUUUGUCGUUUAUGAUUCUAGGGCCAUAAAUUGGAUGUGAUUAGAAGUUAGCAUUUAAAAUAGUUUUUAGUAUGAAAACCAUUAAUACGACUUAGUAAAGGUAGUCACGAUCAACUUCUUUUAAAUAAAUGAAAGUAAAU